Messenger RNA from Temnothorax curvispinosus, 4634 nucleotides. It is a transcript of the gene slmo, whose product is annotated as protein slowmo. Gene Ontology annotation, cellular component: mitochondrial intermembrane space. The record is from RefSeq and is a predicted model, not a curated record. NCBI's taxonomy places the organism in Eukaryota, Metazoa, Arthropoda, Insecta, Hymenoptera, Formicidae. Gene Ontology annotation, molecular function: phosphatidic acid transfer activity. Gene Ontology annotation, biological process: phospholipid transport. Bases 292 to 816 code for a protein of 174 amino acids. The transcript is spliced from 5 exons.
GCGCCGCUGGUGCAACUGACCAAUGAUGUUAGGUACUACAUGUAAACCACCGACCAUUGGCUGACGCUCCUUUUGUCAGGCAAAUAUAUAAUGCACACUGUGGAACUUGGAACUGUCACUGUAGUCGUGUGUGAUAUGUAGCGAUCACUUCUACUUACAUCACACACCUUCGAAGACGGCCUGACGCACAAGACGCCCGACAUCGCGUCAGCCUAUUCCGCUCACGUGUCACACGUUAAAUUGCGGUGCCCAUCCUACAUGCAGUGUUGCUCGCCCUAUCCGUAAAACGCUAUGAAAAUCUGGACGUCAGAGCAUACCUUCGAUCAUCCUUGGGAGACGGUAGCGCAGGCUGCAUGGAGAAAGUAUCCGAAUCCUAUGGUGCCUUCGGUUAUUGGAGCGGACGUCAUCGACAGAGAAGUAGUCAACGGUGUUCUCCACACUCACAGACUCGUCGUUUCUACCCAAUGGGGCUUUCCUAAAUGGACGCAAGCGUUAAUCGGCUACGCGAACUUGUGUUACGCCAGCGAGCGCAGCGAGGUCGAUCCUGUGAAUAGACAAAUGAUCCUCAGGACGCAUAAUUUAACCUUCGGUAACUAUAUCGCUGUAGACGAAGCUGUCAGAUAUACGCCCCAUCCAGAUGAUCCCACCAAGACAUUACUCACGCAGGAAGCGGUGGUCACUGUACGGGGAGUACCACUGACCAACUAUAUGGAGGACCUCUUAGCUUCAAAAAUCUCCUUCAAUGCGUGCAAAGGCCGACAAGGGUUGCAAUGGGUGAUCAACAAGCUCGAAUCCGAGAUGAAGGAGUUUGCCUGAAAGGCCCGGCCGCCGUCGCGAAACUUCUAAACUGCCGCUAUCAGCACAACACGAGCGCCGGCGUCGAUAGGGAGCGGCAACUUCUAGAUCGAACGAUUACGCGGAUCAGAAGAACAUUAACGUCCCGGGCUUCGUCAGAAACGAGCAGAUGAUUCGCCGCGGGCCAUGUAGAUCGCCUAAUUGAAUUUUGCGAAACUUGUUACUAACCGGUUUGCAGGAACGAAAACGUUCCCUUUGAAGGGCGAUUGCCUCCGCAACCGUACACUUGGGUCCAGACCUGCAAGGAUCUGUCGAACGGACGGGCGAGACUGAUAUAGAAAUAUGAAAAUAUGUAGGUUUAAUUUAAAACGAAGAAGUACAACGGUUGACACAGCGAUUGGAUGGCAAUAAUUCCUAAUGCUUCAACCCGUACUCACAUAUGUUUGUCGACACAGUGCCGACUCGCGAUGUGAGUAUGUAUCAUGAACUUCACUUAGCCAAUUUAAAUACGUGGGCUUUCACCACAGUUUAGAGAAUUAAAAAAAAUACAUAUGUUCUGUCGAACGGAUGUCAAUAUUACAUGCAAUUUAUAUUUAACUUAUUCGUAAAAAAAAAUCUUUUAAUUUUUUUUAGUAUUAGACAUAAUUUCUUUAAAAUAUCCACAAAUUGUUUUUCGUUUACUCCAUUCCCACACUCUCCACCUUCUACUAUUUAUUUAUUAUAUGCCUUUAUAUUUAUUAUCGCAAAUUAUUUUUGCUCGGUGGUGUAAGUUGCACGUCCUACAAAACCUACUACAAGCUCAACACACGGAACGGUCCCAUUGACUGGCCGAAGACGAACAAUGUAGACACAGACCUCCGCGAAACUAUGUUUCUCCGGAACUAUGUUUGCCGGACUCUCAUUCCUUCUCAGCGAGAAGCCAAAGCUCUUUGAUCGCGGCGAGGAGGCAACUUACAUCGCGUUCCGAAAUCACUGCGCGAUCCCUUUGACGCGUAUCCGCAUCCGAGAAUUGUACCGUUGUCGCGACUAAUUAAUUUCGUGGUGUUUCCCCUUUGUCGACGCUUUGUCAACGUAUCGAAAAUUUACAAGCUAUGCCGAUUUUUCUCAUGUAAACUUUCACGAUCUUUUUUCGUGUCUUUUUUCGUGUUUUCCGGAUGUUUUCGGUCGAUGUGAUCCGUCGAUCUAAAUUCACCGAUUGUUUUUAAAUUCCAAUCGAGACAUGAAAGUGCUUCUUUUAUGGCUUUUGUUGGCCAUAAAAGAAACACUGAACGAAAGUGGUAUUUUUUGUAUCAAAAAGUCGAGCGAAAAGGCAGGAAAAGGGGAUGAAUUCACGUAUGGACCACGGCCUUUACACGGGCGGGCCGGGAUGCUUUAAUUUAGGGAAGUCGACAUGCACGUCGAGCGCGCGGACGUUGAUUUACCCACGAGUUCAGCGGUUCGAUAGGAAAACCGAGCAGACAUCAAGCAGCGGUGCGUGGGACGCGUACAAAGGAUACUAGCUCACCGCUUUGUGAUCGGAAGCUGUCAAUAUUUGUCUGCGUCGGGUAACAGAGAGACCAGCAAUGAACCGUAACGUCAUCAAUUAUCUCUUACAUACCACCACCAAACGAGUCGCGCGUCAAAUUUGUCCGUCCUACUUUAGCCUCCUCGCCUCUGAUCGUGUUCACUCGCGGCCCUGGUAGCUCGAUCGGUCGAAGGAUGAAAAUCGUCCUUCGCGCGACAGCCGAAAGCAAUAAUGACUCGGUCGAAACUUCAAUUCGCUCGGUCAGAGAUUGUCGGGAAUGUCGAGUCCGAUCCUCCAAUGGCGAAUCGAUUUCUCGCGCGUAUAUUGUGUGCUACACACGUGGAAGUACUCUACGGCUCGGCGCAAGUGCCCUCGAAAGGUAGUUAGGACGGGCGAACGCCCGGAGUAGAGAGAGAGUGACAUUGAGAUAUUUUGCGGAUAGUAUAAUUGCGAGCAUUGGAUCACCUUGACCGACGUGUCAAGGUCCUCCACGUGGUGCUGUGGAAAAGGUAUUAAAUCAGGGGUUCGUCCAAUGGCGGUCCUAUCUAAAUAUUUUAGCUUCUCUGUAGCUUCAGAUUGCAUUGUGAUUUCGACUGCUUGUCUGAUAUUAUUAACGGCAAAUUUCCACAAAUUAAGACGAAAUAAGAUCGAGAAGAAAAUGCAUUCUCUCCGUUUCAUAUGUUUUACAAAUUUGAUUCGAAUUUUCUACCUCAUCGGCGAUUCUGGGUGGGACGGUGACACCGAACGUGCGCAACCUGGUUACAUACGCGUAUUACAUAUUUACCUCGGUAUCGCGGAUAAAGCCCGCACGUCUCGCCUUAUCCAUAUUUAGAUUACAAUGCUUUACAUUAGAGACGAUACGGGCGAAGUGGCAAUACUCGGUAGGGGCAGAAGUCGCUUCCGUGCGCGGUUUUCGGAAAAUCGGAAAGCGUCUCGGAUGCUUGCCUCGGAUUCUCGUGACUCCGCAAUGAGACUGCAACGGCGCGUAGAGCAUCUCGGGCGGUCCCGAGUGCCGUCGCUCUCGUUCCUUCGACCUUCGGGCGUAUGUAUUCGAGCUCGUAAAAAGGAUUCGCCUUUCAGUCGAAUCCCAUCCCCGUCCCCUUCGAUUCCGUCGCUCCCGGGAGAGGAUGAGAUUCGAAGAAUCGUCGAACGGUCUCAUGGUUUACACAUCGUGACGGUGCGCUCUCGUCAAAACCCGUAAAAGCUCUCGGGGACGAUCGACUCUCUGAGAGCUAGCGAGCGGUCAAGGAGAUACUCCUCACCGUUACCGAUUCACGACCUCGUGAAAAGCUAUCCGCCGCAGUCUCAGCGCUCGUCUUAUUUUCCUCGCUUUGCUCCGCCGCGCCGCGCACUUCGGCACCGAUGGCCGCAAAAGCGCGGCGUCGAUUUUGUUCCAAAUAAUAAAUUCGAUCGGCCCGCGAGAGUCCAUACACCAUCGACCCGGGGCGGUCAAGUACGCUCUGAAAAGUUCUAACGACUGGCUUUUUUUAUUUCCAUCUGAUGUUUUUAAGAGUUCCGAAGACUUCACUUCCGUGUGCCUCGACCGUUUCCGUUUGUAGAAUUAGGGUCGAUAGAGGGAAAAAGUUUAUCCCCCCCCGUGUAGCCAAUAACAUGCGUUUUGAUAUUUAAUUCGAAAAGUUCCUUUUAGCGGAGAGAUUGCAUUUUACUAGUGGAAAAUCUUGGAAAUAUGUCAAAAUGCAUUUGUUAUCAAAAUCUCGGUUUUUUUAAACAUGCAAUCGUCAUAUUUUUGGGACAACUUGAAAAAGGUUAUAAUUUUGACGUAGAAAAUUUUCCUCUUUUUACGGAUUAUAUCUUCCCGCAAUGCCUGUCAAGCUCUUGUUUUACUUGCAUCAGUAGAUAAAGAGAAUUGGCCGCAAACCGGCAGCCGAUGUUCACAAACUCAGUGUAUUUCUAAACCAACUUCGUCAAUACAUCCCGUUUUAUCCUUUCUGAGAAAGAACUUUUAAUGAGUUCGCGUACACUGUUUAAAGAUUUAAAGUUUUGCGAGCUUCAAAGAGAUCGUGCCAUGCUUCUCUAAAGUAUUACAGGCAAGGCGGAACAUUAUUAUGACGUACAGAACGUCUGCGAUAUUACAUCGUAAAAAUUGCCUCUGUAUAUUAGUUCCUCGCUGCCUGUUUCCUAUCAAAAACUCAAAGAGAAAUGCAUACUGCGAACGGGAGAAAAGAAAAGGAAGCCCCUUGGAAUAUCUAACAAGAUUAUACACGAAUCUUUUUAAUAUCAAGAAAUAAUUUCAGUUAGACUUCAUUCCGACAUUUAUGCCUUUGCAGUAAAAGCUUAAGCCUGCCACAAGGUUUAAAAAAAAAAAAAACGUACG